This is a messenger RNA of Rhopilema esculentum, 2357 nucleotides long. RefSeq names its product coiled-coil domain-containing protein 112. The record is from RefSeq and is a predicted model, not a curated record. NCBI's taxonomy places the organism in Eukaryota, Metazoa, Cnidaria, Scyphozoa, Rhizostomeae, Rhizostomatidae.
AUUAACCUAAAGGAGGCACUUAGUAAAUGCUUGGAUACAAACAAUUAAAUUUUGAAUUCAUUUUCAGUAAAGGGUACAAAUAAAAGGAUCUUUAUGAUGAGUGAUGAAGAGGAGGAUAUUCAAUUGUCCCUGAAUGAUUCUUUCAACUCUUUGCAACUGUCUGAGACAGACACUCAUGCAGAAGAUAAACCCAAAGCAGAGCACAUUUUACACAAUGUUGAGGAAUGGAAAAGUCGCAAAGAUGCAAGAGAGAAGACAGACGCGGUUGAAAAAUUACAGCAGUUUAAAGUCAAAAUAAUAGCACUAGAAAAAGAAAAGUCAUCACAGUUGUUUGGGAAAAAACAUGAAUUCAGAAAAGAAUUUUGUGAUCUUGAAGAGCAAGAAGUAAAACUAUCGUCAGAUAGGUCAAAAGAAUGUGAGUCUAUCAAGACUAAACUACAGAAAAUUUCAUCAAAUGUAACAAAAUUUAAAAAUGAAAUCCAAGGACCAAAAAGUACACCAGAAUUUUUAGAAAAGUUGAAAAUGUUGAUGGAGGACAUUGAAAGUAGCAUUUUGAAGUACAAACAGCAACAAGGAGCUUUAUAUGAAGACAUGAUGAAUGAAGAGAAACAGCUUAGUUUAGAUCUAGAAAGUUUUGAAAAGAAAAUACAGUCUUGGUCAACUUCAUCAGGUGGACUUCCUAUUCAACCGAAAAAUAAACAGAAGGAUGACAAAAAAAAUUUAUCGGUACCACCAGAGGUCAAGGCAUUUCAGAAUUUUCUCUUUCAAACUGGUGGACAUCAAGGUGGCUGGGAUGAAUAUGAUCACCAGACUUUUUUAAAGCUUAAAAAGAAAUAUAAGGUAUUUGAAGAAUUCGUUAACAAUGCAGAAUCGGAAAUUCCAACAAGAUCAAAAGAAGAUAUAAUACAACACAAUGCAUGGUAUAAAGAGUAUAUCAUAUUGCGCGAGAAUAAGCGCACUGCCAUCGCUGAAUGGAAAAAUAUGAAAGAGUCUGAAAAGCAAGAGAAACUGCUUCAAAUUGAGGAUGACGUUGAGGCAGAAAAGAGAAGAGAAAUAAAACGAAAGGAGAUGAUUGAAAGAGAGAAAAUGGAAAGAUUUGCAGAACUUGAAAAGUGGAAAUUUGCGAAGGAACUUCAAGUCCAAGAGACAGAGGAAGCGAGAAGAAAAAGGCUUGCUGAAGAAAGGGCACGUAAAGCAGAGGCAGAACAAAGAAGAAGGGAAGAUGUCAAGGCAAAAGUACAGGCAUAUCAGAGGAAAAAGAAAGAGGAAAAUGAUAUACUCGAACUUGCACGUAAAGUGCGUGAAGAAGAAGAGAAAGAAGCAAAGAAAAUCUCAGAAGAAGAAUUAGCUCGAAUCAAAGAAAGGGAUACAAGAAUUCUUGAAGAGAGAAAACGCAGACAUGAUCAAAGAGAAAAAGAGAGAAAAGAAAAAGAAAAGCGCCUUAACAAGCUUCGUGGUCAGGUCGCUGUAAAAGUCGAACGAGAUCCAUCGCGUCUGUAUCAAAUGACGGAGGGAUGGAAAGAGCGGCAGCGCAGCGCUAGAGAAGAAAAUGCCCAACCACAACAGCAAUUUCAGCGAAGGGCUGUACCAUCGUGGCGCCAGGGCAUGCACUAGUGAUGCAACAACUUUAGCAGAUUAUGUCAAUGUCAAUGUUCUUAUAUCUGCGCAAUCAAUGUCCUCAAAUUUAUUGAAGAAUUUCUAUGCAUGUUUUUAAGGCUACCAUGUUGAUAUGUGUACAGCAGUUUUGAUUCAAAUUAAACAUACCUACCUGGACUUUUUAUUGAUGACUCCUUUUCUCUUUAAAAUUCCAAAGGCCUCACCUGGAAUAAAGUUAUUACUGUCUCACAAGCACUGUCUGAAAAGACUGUUUUAGAGAUUUAGGUCAGGACAUUUGAAGAAGACAUCAUUUGGGUUUUUAAACAUUUCAUAAUAUCAACAGGAACAUAAUAAACUAUUUACAAUAAACAUGAUCCAACGUGAACACCACAUUACAACGUGGCGUGAACAACUGACUAAUGCAACUUCGAGGUCUAGGAACGAGUGAAUGAUUAACCGCGUGCUGCUCCUUCACAACAAAGACUGCUUAAACUAAAAUGCCUUGUCGUAUCAUUUUAACAUUGUUCCCUUUUGUGAAAUUUACUUUUUUGAUCUUCUUUAUAGAAAGUUAUAGAUAUUUUAAACCUUCUUUGAUGUAAUUUUGUAGUGAAAUUUUCAGACUUCCUUUUUAAAAAAUGCUACCGUUAGCGCUAACGUUAAAAAUGCUAACGACCUCAUCUAUAAUGUUUGCUAAAUCCAAACUCUUGCAAGCCCAUAAAUUUUCAUCUCCUACCACAAAGACCUGGAAAAGUCGCUCACCC